AUCUUUUGUCUUAGUGGCAAUGCUUCCUUCACAAGUCGGAAGUAUUUUGCACUGCAGUCAUUUCAAUACAACGCAGCUGAAUUGGUGUGCGGUGGAUGUUCGGCACCACCAGGUACUGAUGUUUGUGGGCGGCAUGGUGCUGAGUAUUUGGAAUACAAAUGUCGAUAUUGCUGCUCAAUAGCCGUCUACUUCUGCUUUGGCACCACGCAUUUUUGUGCGCCUUGUCACGACGAUUUCCAGCGCUUGGUAUCCCUUCCUCGAAGUCUAUUUCCACCCUGUCCAACCGGUCCUCGUGCUACUCCCGGUGAUGGUCCGUGUCCACUUCGGCGGCCGCAUCCACCAGCUGGUGAGGAGUUCGCACUUGGUUGUGGUAUAUGCAGAAAUAUCAGUACAUUCUAA
Molecule: messenger RNA, 399 nt
Organism: Angiostrongylus costaricensis
Lineage: Eukaryota; Metazoa; Nematoda; Chromadorea; Rhabditida; Metastrongylidae
Source: the annotation of a GenBank genome assembly